Molecule: messenger RNA, 3267 nt
Organism: Homarus americanus (American lobster)
Lineage: Eukaryota; Metazoa; Arthropoda; Malacostraca; Decapoda; Nephropidae
Exons: 3
Coding region: 1-3267 (1088 amino acids)
Source: RefSeq, a predicted model, not a curated record
AUGGGGGCACAGUCAGGCGGGGCACAGUAUCAGGCAUCAGGGGCACAGGGCACAGUAUCAGGCGCCAGGGGGCACAGUAUCAGGCAUCCAGGGGCACAGUACAACAGCGCAGAGGGCAUCAGGCGUCAUAAGGUCACAGUCCAGGCGUCAGGCACAGCACAGUAUCAUCAGGGGGCACAGUAUCAGGGGGCACAGUAUCAGGCAUCAGGGGCACAGUAUCAGGUGCACAGUCAGUCAGGCAUCAGGCGUCAGGGGCACAGUGUCAGGGGCACAGUCUCCAGGCAUCAGGGGGCACAGUAUCAGCAGGCGUCAGGGGCACGGUAUCAGGCGUCAGGGACAGUAUCAGGCGUCAGGAGGCACAGUAUCAGGCGUCAGGAGGCGCAGUAUCGGGCGUCAGGGGUAUCAGGCGUCAGGGGCCACAGCAUCAGGCGUCAGGGCCACAGUAUCAGGCGUCAGGGCCACAGUAUCAAGCGUCAGGGGCCACAGCAUCAGGCGUCAGGGGCCACAGCAUCAGGCGUCAGGGGCACAGUAUCAGGCGUCAGGGGCCACAGUAUCAGGCGUCAGGGGCACAGCAUCAGGCGUCAGGGGCGUCACAGUAUCAAGGCGUCAGAGGCACAGCAUCAGGCGCAGAGGCACAGUAUCAGGCGUCAGGCGUCAGGGCCACAGCAUCAGGCGUCAGGGGAUAGUAUCCAGGCGUCAGGGGCCACAGCAUCAGGCGUCAGGGGGCCACAGUAUCAGGCGUCAGGGGCCACAGCAUCAGGCGUCAGGGGCCACAGCAUCAGGCGUCAGGGGCACAGUAUCAAGCGUCAGCCACAGUAUCAGGCGUCAGGGGGCUGGCAUCAGGCGUCAGGGGGGACAGUAUCAGGCGUCAGGGCAUGGCAUCAGGCGUCAGGGCCACAGCAUCAGCAUCAGGCGUCAGGCGUCAGGGGCCACAGCAUCAGGCGUCAGGGGACAGGCGUCAGGGGCAUCAGGCGUCAGGGCCUGAUAUCAGGCGUCAGGGGCCACAGCAUCAGGCGUCAGGGGGCAGGCGUCAGGGGGGGGUCAGGGGCACAGUAUCAGGCGUCAGGGCGUCACAGCAUCAGGCGUCAGGCGGGGGACAGUAUCAGGCGUCAGGCGGGGCACGGCACCAGGCGUCAGGGCUGGUAUCAGGCGUCAGGGGCCACAGCAUCAGGCGUCAGGGGCCACAGCAUCAGGCGUCAGGGGGACAGUAAGCGUCAGGGGCCACAGCAUCAGCGUCGUCAGGGGCCUACAUCAGGCGUCAGGGCCACAGCAUCAGGCGUCAGGGGGCACAGUAUCCAUCAGGCGUCAGGGGCCACAGCAUCAGGCGUCAGAGCGCACAGUAUCUUAUCAGGCGUCAGGGCCACAGCAUCAGGCGUCAGAGGCACAGUAUCAGGCGUCAGGGGCCACAGCAUCAGGCGUCAGGGGCCACAGCAUCAGGCGUCAGAGGCACAGUAUCAGGCAUCAGGGGCACAGUAUCAGGCGUCAGGGGCCACAGCAUCAAGCGUCAGGGGCCACAGUAUCAAGCGUCAGGGGCCACGGCAUCAGGCGUCAGAGCACAGUAUCAGGCGUCAGGGCCUGGCAUCAGGCGUCAGGGCACAGUAUCAAGCGUCAGGCCACAGCAUCAGGCGUCAGGGCCCACAGCAUCAGGCGUCAGGGCGCGUCAGGGGGGUAUCACAGUAUCAGGCGUCAGGGCCACAGCAUCAGGCGUCAGCACAGUAUCAGGCGUCAGGGGCCACAGGGGGCAUCAGGCGUCAGGGCACAGUAUCAGGCGUCAGGGCAUCGGGCGUCAGGGCCACACAUCGGGCGUCAGGGCGUCAGGGGCACGUCAGUAUCAACCGUCAGGGGCCACAGCAUCAGGCGUCAGGGGCACAUAUCAGGCGUCAGGGGGCACAGUAUCAGGCGUCAGGGGGCACAGUAUCAGGCGUCAGAGGCAGAGUAUCAGGCGUCAGAGGGGCAGUAUCGUCAGGGGCACAGUAUCAGGCGUCGGGGGCCAGAGCAUCAGGCGUCAGGGGCACAGUAUCCAGGCGUCAGGGGCACAGUAUCAGGCGUCAGGGGCCACAGCAUCAGGCGUCAGGGCCACAGUAUCAGGCGUCAGAGGCACAGUAUCAGGCGUCAGGGGCCACAGUAUCAGGCGUCAGGGCCACAGCAUCAGGCGUCAGGGUCACAGCAUCAGGCGUCAGGGGCACAGUAUCAGGCGUCAGGGCCACAGUAUCAGGCGUCAGAGGCACAGUGUCAGGCGUCAGGGCACAGUAUCAGGCGUCAGGGCACAGUAUCAGGCAUCAGGAGCACAGUAUCUGUCAAGCGUCAGGGGUCAGGGCACAGUAUCAGGCGUGGGGGCCAGGCAUCAGGCGUCAGGGGGCACAGUAUCCAGGCGUCAGGAGGCACAGUAUCAGGCGUCAGAGGGCACAGUAUCAGGCGUCAGGAGGGCACAGUAUCAGGCAUCAGGGAGCACAUCAAGCGUCCAGAGGGCACAGUAUCAGGCGUCAGAGGGCACAGUAUCAGGCGUCAGAGGGCAGUAUCAGGCGUCAGAGGGGCACAGUAUCAGGCGUCAGGAGGGCACAGUAUCAAGUAGCAAGCGUCAGAGGGCACAGUAUCAGGCGUCAGAGGGCACAGUAUCAGGCGUCAGAGGCGCAGUAUCAGGCGUCAAGGGGCACAGUAUCAGGCAUCAGGAGCACAGUAACAAGCGUCAGAGGGGCACAGUAUCAGGUGUCAGGGGCACAGUAUCAGGCGUCAGGGGGCACAGUAUCAGGCAUCAGGGGGCACAGUACCACGCGUCAGAGGGCACAGUAUCAGCCGUCAGAGGGCACAGUAUCAGGCGUCAGGGGGCACGGUAUCAGGCGUCAGGGGGCACAGUAUCAGGCGUCAGGGGGCAGAGUGUCAGGGGCACAGUAUCAGGCAUCAGGGGACACAGUAUCAUCCAGGUGUUGGGGCACAGUAUCACGCGUCCAGGGCACAGUAUCAGCACAGGGGGCACAGUAUCAGGCGUCAGGAGGCACAGUAUCAGACGUCAGGUGGCAAAGUAUCAGGCGUCAGGGGGCACAGUAUCAGGCAACAGGAGGCGCCGUAUCAGGCGUUAAGGGGCACAGUAUCAGGCGUCAGAGGGCACAUUAUCAGUCGUCAGGAGGCGCAGUAUCAGUCGUCAGGAGGCACAGUAUCAGUCGUCAGGAGGCGCAGUAUCAGUCGUCAGGAGGCGCAGUAUCAGUCGUCAGGAGGCGCAGUAUCAGUCAUCAGGAGGCGCAGUAUCAGUCAUCAGGAGGCACAGUAUAA